This is a messenger RNA of Contarinia nasturtii (swede midge), 1136 nucleotides long. Its product is annotated as nicotinamide riboside kinase 1-like. The record is from RefSeq and is a predicted model, not a curated record. Gene Ontology annotation, cellular component: cytoplasm. The coding region runs from base 145 to 759 and encodes 204 amino acids. The transcript has a single exon. Lineage: Eukaryota; Metazoa; Arthropoda; Insecta; Diptera; Cecidomyiidae.
UGACCAUCUUGGCCCCUAAAUUCGCUUCAAUCAACACAUCGACCCAUUGAACAGUAAUGUACAAAUUGAAAGGCAAUCAGUUGUACAGUUGAGGUGCGGCAAACAAGUGGAACAAAAUACUACAACAAAUCCGUUUAAAUUAUAAUGUCGUGGUUAAUAAUUGGAAUUUCGGGCGUCACAUGUGGAGGAAAAACCACACUAUCACAAUCGCUUUAUCGCUAUUUUAAAGAUCCAGCCAAUGGUCAUUGUCUAAGUGAUAGUGUUCAAAUUGGCGCAGUGAAAAUUAUGAAUCAAGAUAAUUAUUUUUAUGCAGAUGAUGAUCCGCAUCAUGAAUGGAUCGAACAAUUGUCGCACAUAAAUUAUGAUGUGAUGGGAGCGCUUAAUAUGCAAAAAAUGUGCAAUGAUUUAUACACGGAGCUGGGAAAACGAUUCGUUUUUUAUUCGAAAACGAAAUCGAUUGCAAUCGUUAACAUAAUGAUUAUUGAAGGUUUUUUAAUAUUUAAUCAUGGCAUUCUAAAUCGAUUGUGUCAAUUAAAAUUUCACAUACAUUUACCAUAUGAAAAAUGCUAUGAACGACGUGUUAAACGAACAUAUGUGCCUCCCGAUGUACGUGGAUAUUUUGAAUUGUGCGUAUGGCCAAUGUACGAACAACACUUUAAUGAAAUCAAAAGCAAAGACGAUUUUAUGCUUUUAAAUGGUGAAACUAGCAAAGAUAAAAUUUUCCAGCACGUUUUACACUGUAUAAAAAAUGUAAUUUAGCUAUUUAAUUCUAAAUGAAAUGAAAGUAUAGUGAUUUUUAUAGGUCCUUUUUUUAUACCAAGAAAAUGAAUAAUAAAUUUGAAUAAAAUGCAUUCUGACACCUUCUUUCUAUAAAACAUAUUGUUUUCAAUGAAAAAUUAGAAUAUAUUUAAUAUGGUACGGAAAUUGUGACUUUUUGUAAACGAGAGAAAUUGAUUUUUGAUGAGAAAUCAGCAUUCAUUUUUUGUGGCUGAAACCAAAAAUGGCAAAUUUCAUUUUAUUUCAUAAGUUUUCUCAAUUUUAGAUUUAUUCUCAAUAAGUUUUGCUGACAAAUAAUGGUUCGAUUUGACUCGAACCAGAUUGGGCUGUGCAAUAAACUCAUUUGCAUAUUAUGUAAA